Xyrichtys novacula (pearly razorfish) is the source of this 14067-nucleotide messenger RNA. The record is from the annotation of a GenBank genome assembly. NCBI's taxonomy places the organism in Eukaryota, Metazoa, Chordata, Actinopteri, Labriformes, Labridae.
AUGUUCCCCCGACAGGAGGUACACAGCCAGAAUUAUUUCCAUCAAAUGUUUCCUUAUUUUUGAUGUAGCUGCUCUGGGAGAAAACAGUUUCCUUCAAAACUUUAAGAAAUUUGAGCUUAAAAGACAAAUAGAGGCCGGAAAUGUACAAACAGGAUCCUGUGGAGACGUACUUCAGGAGAGAUGUCAGAGUGAAGGGGGUCCACGUGGACGGGAUCGGAGUUUGGUAGUUCUUGGAGGUUGAUGGUCAUGGUGCGUUCCAGUUGUACUCAGACGUCAGGAUUUUCAGACGAUCCCUCCAACCCCCAAGUUGACAUUUAAAGAUGGUAGAAGUUCCUGUAAUGAAAAAAAAAUAGGCUACCUUCUGCGCCUUUGUGUUUCCUCUUCAUCCGCCGUGUUUGCAGGUUACAGAGGGACCACAUAUUUGUCCAAAAGUCGUUUAUAUUCCGACAAGGCAAAUGUGAGAAUAACUUUCGUAGGUGUAGCCAUCUUGUCUCCACUUCCAUUUUUGGAGGUUGGUGACUUUUUUCCGACUUUGUGACUCUGAAAGGCUGAUAACUCGGGUGUGACGUCAUUUCUAGCUCUGACUUCCAAGGUUAAUGGAGAAGGUACCGGUCCAACCUUCAUGCUUUGGGUCCAAACUGGGACUUGAACCAGACAUCCUCAAGUUACUGAAGUCCCUGCAGGCUGAGCUGCUGCAACAUGGACUUUUUGAUGAAGUUAUUCCAGCAAAACAUUUUCAGUGUUAAUUUGAUAUAUUCCUGGUUAAUGCGGCACUUUUCAGGAGUUCCAGUUUGGCUGUUUUCUCUGUUUUUGUGAAUCUGUCGUUACCUUCUUGAUUUCUUUUCAGUCUCAGCUCUGAUUCCCUGAAACAGUCAGAGUUCGAGAUGCGGUAACAUACUGACAUCUACCAGGAUUGCCACCACGUCCGCUAACAGCAGCAAUUUUUUGCCGUCUGUCAAUUCCUAUCGGAUAUGUUUGUGAGACGAAUUUCGUGGUGGAUUACGGACAGCAGAUUCACGUGCAAUCGCGCGAUAACCAGUUGUCUCUAGCCAGAGAGGCUAACCACAUAAGCAGUAGAUUAAGGAAAUCUACUUCUAGACUUCUAGAAUCAGCAUCUCCUCAUCCAUGGUGUCAUCGAGGUGAAGGUGUUCGUCGCCUUCUGUUUGCAUGGUGUGAAAUACGAUCCUCCUGAAACACGGAGUGUUUUAUUUUGAAAAGAAGACGGAUGUUUUAUUUUGUGUCUGUGCCCGACUUCCUUUACAGCACGGGUUAAUCUGUGCCGAAUCCGCAGGUUUCCGCAGCUGAACGGAAAGAAGCAGGUGGAAAUUGGGGGUCAAACUGCUGUUCUUUACCUGUGCGCUUCAUUACCAGGUGAUAACUCAACAUCAUACUUAUAUUUCAUUUCAGUCUGACACACCAUCUUAGCCAUCUUAGAGUCUUUAGAUCGAGAUGUGACAUCCAAGAGCGCCAUGGUGGUUUUUAUUUUCCAUCAUGGCGACAGAUGUUGCAACACUUUUUGCAUUUAUUUUGUACAAUUAUCUUUGUCAUUAACCCUCUAAGUAAAGUUAGGCAACAUCAAUCCUGAAGAAAAGUCUGGAGCCGAUUGAAAAACCAAAAUAAAAACAUAUCAAAUGAGAAAAUUGUAAUUUAAAGUCUAUCAAGGUCGAACAAUGAUGUGUAUUCGCAGUCUUAUUUCAUCCUGAGAGAAUCUCAGAAAAGCGUCUCCUCCGAACAGGACUAAAAUUCCUUUAAUCCCUCUCUUUACAAACAAAAUGACACGAAUGCUACGACAAAAAUCACCUCAUUUCUCCGAGAAAGUCUGAGGUCACAACAAAUGGAUGGAGCUGUUGUGUUACUCUGAUGGCUGACACUCACUCACACAGGGCUCACCCAGCCUUUGUGUUGAGGAUAAUGGGAGAUGUGCCGGCUCGGUGAUUGCUGAGGACCUGCGAGUCGGACAUAAAAGAGCCCUGGGAGAGAUGGCUUAGUAUAUACUGGAGUGGCCCUGAUUGAAAAGUGUUUUUCUGCGGCUGAAGGCGUCAUUCGCCACGUAGCGGAGAGAACAAUGCAUCCAUCAAUGCUGACAGCUGACAAGGCAUUCGCAAAAUUACACUACAGGUAAGGUUACUGCAGUCUAGACGAGUAAGAUCUAAUCAGGAGUAAAGACAAAAACACGCCCGCCGCUCUGCUUUGGUUUCACGUGAAGUGAAAAUGUCCUGACCACAGAUUUCCUCAAGUUUAAAAAGAUUAUAAACCACACCUGCCAAAUGCAUCCCGAUAAAAGAUCACGUCAUCAUGUCCUGAUGAAACAGCCCGGGUUCGAGUCUGGAAAUUCACUCAGAGGAUGUUUUUCAGAGCUUCAACUUUAUAUUAAGGUUUAAUUAAAGAUCAUUUUGACAGCGCAGACCGCGGAGGGAACAGAGCUGAGAAAAUCGACACUGUGUGAAAGCUACCGCGCUGAAUAAGCAAACUUUCCGUCCUGUUAGCGCCGAUGAUUGGAGAGGCGUCAGCGGGCCGACUAGUUCAGUCUGUUUGUGGGGCGGAAGUUUUUAUUGGUGUUGUAAUAUCAGACUGCUGUGUUUGAUGUCGGGAAGUGAGACGAUCAACACAGAGCGCCAAGACAUGACAUCUGGGCUCGGUCCAAAUUUAAGGGUCUCAUCCUUUAAAGGACUCGGUCUACAUAGACUUACUGAACUGAAGCGCAUGAAUGAGAGGAGCAAACAAGAUCACCAGGACGUUGACCUCUUCUGAGGAACUUUGGGAUUACUUUGUUGAAAUUGUGUUUCCAUGGCAACAGCCGUGCAGGCUAGUCAGGCUGAACCAUGUCCAAAAAAGAAAAGCUCUUCUUAUUCCUCACCAGGGAAUCAGGGUCACAAAAUUCCGGGAAUUUUCAAAGUUGGAAACUUUCCAUGGUUAUUAACAGGAAUCUGAAAUUUACAAAAUUGGGGAAAAUAUAUUGUAGAAUAAUCUUGGCGAAAACAACCAGAUUUAAUGGAAGUGCACUCCUCAAUCACAAGGACAGAUGAUUUCUUGAACCCUGGAGGCCAAAACAUUUGAGCCCAAAACAAGAGAUUUGAGCGUAUGGACUACAUAAAGUCAAAUAAGUUUGGAUAAUAUUAUGGGGUAAAUCUAUUUGAUCUAUAAUAGUCUUAAUAUUUAACGUGUGAGAAUUAAAUAAAAAUAGGUGCUAAAUGUAAGCUAUUGACUAUUUAAGGGGCGAGCUUAUUAUGGUGGUGGUUGCGACCUCAAAUGUGAUUCUCUGUCUUCUGACUCCUGCAAUACGGUUUUCUGAAACUAAACAAUAAUUUAUAGACAUCAAUUGUCAAAUAUUUCGAAGACCAUUCCAGUUGUUUAGCCAACUAUAUUUCUGUUAAUGUCAUUGCAAAAGUGUUUUAUAACCUUUUUUGAUAUUUUAUCCUACUGAAAAAUAUCACUUUCACCAUCUGAUGUGUGGAAGCAUUUCACACAAGCUAAUGUUGAAGGAAAAUAAUUUACAUUUAUGUUUGGAUAUGAUAGAGUUUGUUUACAUUACCCAAAUCUCGAGUUAACGCCCAUAAAUUCCCAUAAUUCCCAUGAAAAGUUUCCAAUUUGGAAUAUUUCCAAAAUUGCCAAGCUGAACUUCCUCAUGGAAAGUUUCUGGAAAUUUACCAGAAAUUUACCGCCCCUUUGCAACCCCACCCACAAACAACAAACCCCGCCCAUCUGUCUCUUACAUGCAAACCAAGAGUGCCACAGCGUCACAUCGCACCUGCACACCUCAAGACGGACAAUCUUUUUUGAGCACAUUACAGUCACGUCAUUACUUAAGUUUUUGACAGCCAAGCAUCCUUGGUCUGUUUCUGUCCUCCUCCACAGGACACUGUGUUCCUACUGUACUCUGGUCCUCCUCCUAUCAGGUGCCACCAGGAAGGACUCGCCUUCGAGGCUCUUCGUGUGCACGUCAGCUGGCCUGGCAUGCACACUUCAGCCUUUUCAUCCGUGUUUGCAUUGUGGGGUAAGCUCAGUCUCUUUUUUAAAAACACAAAGCAGAGAUGUUUCUGCCUUUCAAGAGGCCGCUCUUGUGUAAAUAAAUCCUAAAAUGAGAGUUUGGGAUCUACUGUAACUGCUCUGAAAUCCUAAAACACAAAUCACGCCUAAAAGAAAAUCCCAGGGAGGAAAAAAAAUCAGAGAGGAGACGUGAUGCAACAGAGACUGUGAUCCCACUUCAAACUCACGACACAUCCAGGGGCCGUAUUAGCAAACUUUGCCCACUCAUCCCCUCCUCUUUGCCUUCAAUCGCUCUGCCGUUCGCGUAGCCCCGAAACGCAUUAGAUGCCUUAUCAUGUCGCAUGCCUGGAAGCGGAGCUGUCAUAAACCACAUCUAUGACCUGAAUCCAAAGCAAACACAGCCUCCGCCGCUCCAUCGCUACGCCUGCCGUGCACCCAUUUCUCCCCAGAUGUCUCUUAUUCCACACAAGCCUGAGAAAACACGACACUGAAAACAGAGGAGGAAAAGCUGGAGAGGUAUGCGAGCAGGAAGAGUGUGAGCUCUAAUUUCUCAUGUGUGCCGCUGCCAAACCAAAUGCCUUUGUUGUUGGGAAGUGCUCCCUUGUUUAGCUCUCAGCGUUUCCAACUGAGAUUUCAUUUAUUAUCAUCAGAUAUACGAUGUAAUGAACACUUUGGGUAAAAAUAAACACAGAGUAGGGUGGGUGCCAAGAACUCCACGCCACAGCGGCAUGCGAUCCUCAGUGGGAUGAUGAUACACACUUAUAUUUAUGCCCGUCAGAGAGUACACAGAGUGACUACAACAAAGCUAAUGUGACUGAUGAAGCCAUACUUGAUGCAUUAGUUAUUAAAGACUUCACAGCAGGUACACCAGGCAUCACAUUCAAUAUUAACCAGCUGAAAUCACACCAAGGCUUUAUUAUUUUUAGUCUAAUUUUAGAGGCUUUAUAAAAGGAGAAACAGAGACGAAUUUCAAUUUUACUGUAAUUUUUUUAAAAUGACGCAACCUUAAUUAUGAGAUAACAACAUUUUCAUUAUUAAAUCUGUUUUUAUUAAAGAAUUUUGUCUGGAUGGCAGCAUAUGUUGCUUUAUAUCCUGAUCAUAUAGUAAUGAUGGAGUCUUCAAAGAGGUGUAAGCUACCUGUGCCGUGGAUCCACGAUUUCCCCCCAAAAAUGUCAAUAAUCAGGGUUUGACAGUGCAACCACUUCACUCGCAUCUGCAACUAAAAAUAGAUGUGUGUGAAUUGUAAAAUAUAUUUAGGGUCACAUGUGCGCAUUAAAAAAAAUCAGCCAAGGCAAAAAAUGUUUUUUCAUGUAAAUACGGCGGUGAAGUUAGUUUUAGGUUGGAUAUUUGACGGACGUUCACUGAAGAUCUACCGGUGUCUUCUCACCCUCCAUAACCAGGAAUAACAACAGCAGCGCGGUUAGUAUCAAGCCCUGAAUAAUUCAUUCUGCAGACAAAAGGACGAUUUUUCACAUAUCACAGACUCACCCAGAAUCACCAUAAAACACUACCUGUGACUGCAUCCUUGAAUACAGGUGAAAACUGUACCAUGCAAAACCAAAACCACAUGAUCUUGACUUCUCUGGGCCUGACCCUGUUUAAGCCGGACUGAGGUGAAGCUGAAAACAAACAGAUAUCGGCAUUCUUCUCCAGAUUUUAUAUUAUUCUAUAACCGUAGAUGAUUACUCGUCCAACAUAUUUGCAAUCUUCAAAAUCAACACCAACAAAAAAAUCCUGUCUUGGUUAGAAAACAUUUGUUUUGUAGCCUGUAAGACAAUCUUCAAGACUGGAUGACUGCUCUGGUAAUGAACACACACCUUAAAUCUGUUGUAAAGUAGUUUACUUAAACACCUUACUGUUGAUCUUUUGGUAGAAACCACUCUAAAGCCCAAAGCUGCACUUUUUCUAUCUGUUAGCGUUUUUCAGGUGGUCUUUUGAGACCUCCAGACUUCACACUCUGACACCAAAAUAAAGUUCAGUGACAGUUGUUUAAUAUCCCUUAUAUAUUCAUUACUAAUAUCUUAAUUCACUACACCUCAGUUGUCUUUGUGGUGGACGAUCACUGUGUCUCAAACACGCUUUAAGUUCCACUGUUAUCAGUAAACAGCUCAGACGCAGUUAAAGGAAGUUGUACUUUCUUGAUGUAUAGAAACUCUAUGAAAUCAUAUCAGGAAAGAAUACUAUCCUCCCUGAGACUUUUAGAUUUGGUGACUUUGAACUGUCCUCCGCAGUCUGCCCCAAGUGAGCGUUACCCCGAGAAAUCAGGGAUCAGCGCCUCGGAGCAGAAAGAGGGCUCAGUGUGUUAACAGGUCAUGCCGGUACACAGUGUGACAGUCAGAGCCUGUUGUGCUUCAUUCCCCUUUCUGCUCACUCAAGCGUUUGUCUUUGCUCUUGUGCUGACCUGCUGAUCCAAAACCUGCAGCUCACUCUCCCUUUCCUUCACUCUCUCCCACUCACCAUAAAAUAUGCUCCGUUUAAAUUCCUGUAGGUUCAGACGUAGGAUUACAGGUUUAUGGAGAGAUCCUGAGACAGGAAAGAGGAUACAGGUAACAGCGAAAAAAACGAGCUUCAGAGGAGUCUAUAGAAAAGUAAAUAAGCAGGACCUUUAUAGUCUGUCAGCCACUGCACGCAGCAAUAAUACUGUACAUUCACCUUAUUCAUGCACUCAUUAACACAGUGACUGCAACUGGGUCCAUUAACUCAUUCAUUCACUGCCACUCACACAUGGACGGAAAUGCCUUUGGGAGCGAUCUGGAGUCCAGUAUCUCGCACUAGGAUUCACAUGAGGACUGCAGCAGCCAAGAGUCAAAGUGCUCUACGGAUUUAAUAACAGACAGAAAAUGAAAGAGCGAGCUAGCCCCCGAGAAAGAACUGAACAGCAGCUCAGCUCACAGCCUGACGAAAGUGCUGGAUUUUGGUAUUUUAAAGGUUCAGGUGGGUUUGUAAUUUUUUUAUAAAGAGAUAUCUUUAAAUAUUUCGGCACCUGAAGUAUGAGUGAUUAGCAGCAGCUCAGCUCACAGCCCCCUCUGUACAUGCUCAUGAAAACAUAGAAAAAGUACUGGUGUUGGAUUUAAACUAUUUUUAAGAAGUCAUUUAUGGAUAUGGGUUUGUUAAUUUUUUAGGACGAGAUUUGUUUGGAUAUUUUGGCACCUAAAGUAUGAGUAAUUAGCAGCAGCUCAGCUCACAGCCCCCUGUGUGUAUACUAAUGGAAAGUAUAGAAAAGUACUGGUUUUUGAAAUAACUGUUUUUAAGAAGUCAUUUACAGGUUUGGGUUUUUUUUUAUUUUUUCGGAGGAGAUCUCUAGAUAUUUCAGCUACUGGUGAAUAAGUGAUUAGCAGCAGCAGCUCAGCUCACAGCCCCUCAGUGUAUACUCAUCUCAAAACAAAGAAAAGUACAAUAUUUGAGUGUUUUACAGGUUCUGGUUUGUUCAUAUUGUUACGAAAAGUUCUCUUUGGAUAUUUUGGAUCUUGACAGAUAAGUGAUAAGCAACAGCAGCUCAGCUCACAGCCCCUCAAUUUAUGCUCAUUGGAAAAAACAGUGAAAAGUACAGGAUUUGAGUAUUUUACAGGUUCGAAUUUGUUCCUUUUUUUCAUGAAGAGAUCUCUGGAUAUUUCAGCAGCUGAAGGAUGAAUAAUUAGCUCAGCAGCAGCUCAGCUCACAGCCCCUCGGUGUAUGCUCAUGGAAAACAUAGAAAAGUACUGGUUUUUGAAUAUUAACUGUUUUGAAGAAGUCAUUUACAGGUUCGGGUUUGCUCAUUUUUUAGGAGGAGAUCUCUAUGGAUGAGUGAUUAGCAGCAGCUCAGCUCACAGCCCCUCCAUGUAUGCUCAUGAAAAACAUUGAAAAGUACUGGUUUUUAAAUAUUAACAGUUUUUUAGAAGUCAAGAGGAGAUCUCUCUGGAUGAGUGAUUAGCAGCAGCUCAGCUCACAGCCCCUCCUGGACAUUGAAGAACAGUGAAUUUCUGCUUACUCUGCGUAAAUAGUAAAGGAUCAACACCUUUCUCGCUGUUGCUCCUGCAGAGUUCACGACUCUUAAAAACAAAAGUGCAGAGAUGUGAAGGAAAAAAUGCAGGUCGGCUCAGGAUUUUUACCACUGAUGAGUUAUUGCUCUGAGGAGACAGCUCCAGACAAAAUCCUUCUGUGUAUAUCACAUUUUGGCCAACCCCUGAACCUCAGUCAGGAUUUUUCCACUCUCUGUUUCCACUACAGAGGAAUAUAUACGGUAAGCUGCUGAUGUGUCUCUUUACCGGCGCUGCUGCAGACUCUUGGCACAGUUUAAGCCUCCAUUGCACACUGUGUAUAGCUGCGAUUCUUGGCCAGUGCCCUAACCCUGGCUGCUGCAUCCCCCUCCAAUCAUACCACUGAAAUGCCAGGACGCCAAAGGAAAAUAAAAAAAAUACGUACAUUUUUCCCCCCGCACAUGCUGUAAAUUCACCUCCCUACACACCUCUCCAUUCGCCUCUUUCCUCACCGUUCCAUCUCGCCUGCAAUGCAGACAUUUUGAAGCUGGUAGCAUGCAGGCCUGCUGCUCUGGAGCAGAUCCAGUAAGUGAUUAGAAGAGGGACUGAGAGCAUCCCUGUGGCUGACUGAUGUGCAAGCAAAAACCAUCUUCAAGAGCGAGAGAGGAAGAGAGUGAAAAACAGCGAGGAGGAAGGAAAGGGUGCAGGGUCAGGUAUGAAGAAGAGGACAGUGAGGUGGAUGGAGGGAGAUUCCUAACGGGUUACGAUGACUUCAAAAGCUCCUUAUUUUGCAUCCUGUUGUUUUCCAGUUUGGUUUUGGUGAGAGAGAACGACUCCGAGCUCUGCAGAAGCUCAGCUCAUCUGCAUGAGGUGCAAAAUAAAAGCGUGUUGUGGUAAUAAAGGUGCGUGUUUUGCUGAAUAACAAUGAAGUGUGUUUAAAUGGAGUGUCUCUGAUGCUGAGUGUGAAAUAUGGGAAUAUUGUUGACCCUCUCCGGAGUACAUCUGUGCAGUGUUCAUGCAGGAGGGAGGGUUUCUGGCUUGUUUGUAUAUAAUGUAUAUAUCCCUAAAAUCAGCAUAAAUGGAGGAAGUUCUGCCAGAGAGUUCAGGAAGGAAACUCAAGCUGCUCUGUUUUCACAUUUGCUCUCCCUCACUCUCAUUUUUACCUCACAAAUAUGUCCUCCCAGUCAUGCAUCCCGUUUACGCUGCAAGAUUUCUACGAAGAGUGAUGAGGGUAGAGCCUAGACGCCAAACACAAACAUGAUCUGGACCUACAGAGUCUGAAUAUAUCUUUAAGUUUGAUGCAUGAGACCCCAGAAUUGAUUGUGGACACGGGGCUCUCGGCCAUCGCUGCAGGGGUUCUGUUUAAGAUUCAUACAUGUGGGACCUUUAGCGGCACAUUCUUGGCAUUUUGUCGUAACGUUUCAAACCACCACAUGAUGAGGACGAAAGAAGUUUGGCUUUCCACUGCAAAAGAAACGAGCGAUUAUAAUUAUCAUACGAUCGAGAUUUACAUUCAUAAUAAUCAUGAAACUGAUAUUAUCCAGAUGUUUAUGCAGGACCUGGAACAACACAAUCAGUCAAAUUGAGGAAAAGGAAACCAGGGGUGGAGCCAAAGAAGACUUCUUAACUUUUGUUUACUAAGGUUGUCUUGCUAGGCUUUUAUUUUGAAUUAUUUUUAUUUUAUUUUGAAGUGCACUACUUCUGGUAGCGAAAUUAAAAUGAUUAAGAAAAUGUAUAAAUGUUCCAUUGCUUUGUGAACUAAGAUGUGCAAGCACAGACUGUAUAUACUAUGGACAACUUGGCUCCGCCUUCCAUCAUUAUUCAAAUUUGAAGCUGAAUUGCUCUCAGUAUUUCCAGGAUUUUCUCCACUUCCUGGAACCACCACUUGCACAGUAUUGUGUACGUAUUUGAUGGGAGAGUCGCUGUGAUAACACUUGUAAAAAAAUUUAAAGUUUGUCCACAGCUCCAUAGGGAUUGCUGAAGGAGGCGGGAUUUAUGACCAAUACUGCAGCCCGUUACCGGAGGGUGCUGUUCUUGGAGUGGCUUGACUUAACGCCAAGCAGACGGCGUCCAUUAUACAUACAGGCUAUGUGUGCAAGCUUUAACGUUGUUUUUGGAUUUGCAAUAAGUUUAUAAUAAGGGCCCGACCGAUUUAUUGGUGAGCUGAUUAAAUCAGCCAAUUUUAGCCCAUUUGAGACUAAUCGGUAAUCGGCCAAAACUCGCCGAUUUAACGUGAGUUAAGAUGUGGAGGCACCGAUCGGCGACAGCAUAGUUGAAAACGCUUUUCUUGUCCAAGUUUGAUCAGUUGGUCUUCCUGUCGGCGUGAAGAGCAGUAGCCUACAGUAUAUCUACAGUGUACAGUAUACUGUGCUACAUAAUUGCUUAAAUAGCCGCUAAAGCUAGCUCACUAGCAGCUGCUUCUUCUUCUUCGUCUAUCCUCUAUUUUAACCACUCCAAUGAACAUACCAUACAUUCAUAUUUUACUGUGUUUGAAAGAGAGCUCUCAUUAAUACGAGUGUGAUUGCCGCCAAGAGAAAAAACACAUUCAAGGUCCCUGUCAAAUAAACGUAAUAAUAUGAAGUAAACAACACUAAACCUGUGUGUGUACUCCCUUUAUGUCUGCACAUCUGAUACAUGCCCUCAUUAACUUUUAUUACCAGCACAAAACAUUAUUGUAUUAUACCAAACAGCCAACUCAAACAGGAUAUUGUAAGGUUGUGAGUGCGAAUUAAAAAAUCUCAGGGUACUAAAAACAGCAUGUUUACACACAAAUAUGAACAUUAAAUCAGAAACAGAACCAGCCAGGUUGCCUACGAGCUCCAUAAUGAUACAGAUACAGAAAAAAGGCAAAAAUAGCGUUAACCCAGUGUUUUUGGAUGCCCACCAAAGCAUAAAAAUCCUGUUUUCAGGGGAGCUCAUGUCUCAUUAAAGCACCCAGCUCUCCUAUGUUUGCACCCUGCGGCUACCUGGUAAACAGUUUUUGGUGUCUGAGCGUGUUCUCUCAAAUGAAAGGCAGGACUACACAUGUUUUCUUUGUGCUGCUCGGAAAAUGGACAUUUGUAUGCAUGCUCACUGCUAGUGCCCUAAAAUAACAUCCUCCGCACACAUCAAACACGAGAAACCUCCAAAACACUCACAAACACACCUGUAGGAAAAGCCAGCUGGUCAAGAAUCAAAGACAUUUUACUCCAAAGCUUCAACAGGAGAAAACUCUGACAAUUGAUUAAAACCUGCGCUGUGCUCCUCGUCCUCCACCUCCAAUAUCUGCUCCUCCUGAACAAAGCCCACUCUGAUAUUUGCAGCCACAUUUUAUUGGUUUUGCGGCUCUACAGGCUCUACAGCUGAUUCCAGAGAGGCUACGUGAGACAAUCAAAGCUUCACUUAUCUGCAGCUCCAAACAGGAGCCCAGGUUUGGUGUUUUUUUUUUUUAUUGCUUCAUAUCACAAGGUGACCCUCGUCAGAUACCGGGGGCAGAUUGUGCCUGUGAGGGAGUCUGAGGGUGUAAACAGGCUGAAGGAGCACAACGGGAGAAAAACUGGGAGAUUAUUUCAAUUAAUGGAGCUCUUUAUUUUAUUAAGACUCGGGUAGGAGAGAGCGGGGCGAUCGGGGGUCUUUAAUUACAAAUAAGUGCUGAGAUCUAAGCUGUCACCGGAGAAGACACGACGGCUGUAGCCAAGACCAGACCAGAAAUAUCUCAACUUAAAAUCCAGAACCAGAUCUUACCACCAGAUUUAAGUCUAUCAACCUCGUCCAUUAUGAAACAUGUUUUUUUUUUUUUUAUGUACUUCUGUUUUGACAGAAAACUCCAAACACUGAUGAACCUCAGCCGCUGUUGCCAUGGCGAUGUAAACAGAAAGAUGCUCAAAUGAGUGAGAAUCCCCGGGCACGCCAUGGCAGGUUGACACCCUGGGAGCGCUACAGGCUCUGACAAGAUGCUUUAAACGCAGCAGGAGCGCGUCCUCCUCUCUGUUAGUGUCGUAAAGAUGCACAUGUAAGUGUCUGUUUACUUCAGGGGUGGAAAAUAUCCCACCCAAGAUAAGGUACGUUUUAUUUAGCGAGGAGGAGGAGUGAGAUACGCCGCCAAAAUCACAUAAAAGCUUAUUUUCCCAAACAGUUUGUCGUAAUAAAACUGAGCAUGCUGGGCUCUGCACAUCACAGGGGUUAGUCAUUCAAUAUCUUCCUUCUGCAGGAUUUAGAGAUGAUCUCUGCACAUGCAUGUCAUGUCUGGCUUUGCACAGAGACGUGUUUUUGUGAGGCGAAAACAAACAUCUUACUGUGGCAUGUGACACUGUUGAGGUCAAAGGAUCAUAAAUCCUUUAUUAUGUACUUAUUUACAGCUAACAAAGCUCCUUUAAGCUACUGGACCUAAAGUGGGAGUAUCUUAAUUCAUUAAUCUAUGAGCAACCCUUUAUGCAGUCUAAUUAAUGUUAAAGGGUUAGUCAUAUUAAUUUAGGGUCGAACACACCGUAACACCAAGUUAGACACCCUGUCGAGAGAUGAGUGUUGCCGACCGCUUGCUUCUCGAGUUAUACCAACUUUAGCUGCUGGAAGAGAGUAGGUGAGUUGUGUUUAGUCUCUUUGCUAAAGAAAUGAGUCAAAGUUAAAAAGAUGUUUGGUGUCUAGUACUACGGCUGUGACCCUAUAUGUCCUGUUGAUGAAGUCAGGUGCUGUUCUGAGCAUUAUUUGUGGCUAUAGAGUGGCGUUUUGGUUGAGUGCGUGGCUCUCUGUAUUGCUAUCCUGCGGUCGUUACUAAAGUUGGUAUAACUAGAGAAGCAAGCGGUCGGCAACAUUCAUCUCUGGAGGGGGUGUCUAACUCGGUGUUACGGAGUGCUUGACCCUAAAUUAAUUUUACGCCGGAAUAUCCCUUUAUUAAACACCCAAUCGAUGUUUAUAACAGGUAUAUAAACUGUUAACAAGUUUCAUUAGAUUUCCCCUCGGGGAUAAAUAAAGUUAUUUUUCUUUAUUAUACCUUUGAAGAGACUUACUCAUGUUUAUUAGCAUCUUAUAAGGUUAAGUACUCCAUAUGAAUUACUUAUUAAUUACUGCUUAUGGCUAGUAAGUUAAUAUAAAGUGUUACCUUGAAUGUGUGGCCUCUUUGGUGCAUAAAAAUAACCUUUUAAAAUUAGAGAGACAUGAUGGCUCAAGGAUUGGCUGGCAGCAGGGUUGCCAUGGCAGCAGAAAUAAACAAUAGCCUUGUAGGAGCAUGUUUUGGCACUUUUUGUCAAUGUUUGACACCACAUACACAAAGAUGCAAUUACCACUGAAAUAUUAUGUGGUUUUUUUUUUUAAGCUGCUGCCAAAAAAAACAGAAAAUACACUUUGUAAAUUUCUGCCAAAUCUCUGCGGUACUUACUUCAAACAACAAAUGUUUAGCCAAAGACAUCCAUGAUAGAUAGAUAGAUAGAUAGAUAGAUAGAUAGAUAGAUAGAUAGACAGAUAGACAGACAGACAGACAGACAGACAGACAGACAGACAGACAGACAGACAGAUUUUGUUUAGGAAAGUUGUCUUUUUUACAGACUAACUUGUUUACAUGCUUUUUUAAACUAUUGCAAUAUAAGGAUUUUUAUUAAGUGCAUGUAAACGUAAACGUACUCAGUUUCGAACCAUCAUCUUGUAGGAUGUGACCCACUUUAGACUGCAUAUAGAGGCAGUGCAGCAGCAGAGCUUGAGUCCAUCUCUUGCCUCCACCAGAAGCCACAGGUGGAUGUUCGAUGAUUUCUAAUGGGUCCUCCUACUUGACCCAAGUGUUCACCUCUACUUGAGAUAUCAUAUGCAUGCAUUUUUUAAAAUUUCUGCUCAUCCUUUCAGAGCGCAGUUCACUCUCCACAUAAGAGCCGAUCCGAGAUCUCCUCUCAUCUGGCCUCUUAUUCGGAAACCCUCUUUCUUCCUCUUCAACAACAUCUCCGUCCUCUCCUCCUCUAUCUCUGAAAAUAACAAGCUAAGACCGAUAAGGCCGAAGUUUUUCUUCAAAGCUUUCUUCUUAAGAGCUGCACUGCGCUUUUUCAGGAGAUCAUACUCACUCAACCCAAAUAACACGGUGCAAGAACAGAAGUUCAAGCAGGGACUAGGAAUGAAGAUGCGCUAUUAUGUCUAUUACAAUGUCAAUGUACCAUCAAACUAA